This is a messenger RNA of Hipposideros armiger (great roundleaf bat), 4488 nucleotides long. RefSeq names its product zinc finger protein 687 (gene ZNF687). The transcript is spliced from 9 exons. The record is from RefSeq and is a predicted model, not a curated record. The coding region runs from base 171 to 3878 and encodes 1235 amino acids. NCBI's taxonomy places the organism in Eukaryota, Metazoa, Chordata, Mammalia, Chiroptera, Hipposideridae.
GGGGAGGCUAAACGGGAGAGAAGCAGGAAGUAGCGGCGGCCGUGGGGAGGGCGGCGGCGGCGGCGGCAGCGGCGGCAGCGGCAGCGGCAGCGGCUGCAGCGGCUGCAGCAGGGAAAGACCGCCAGGGCUCGGCCCGCACCAGCAGCCAAACAAGUCUGGGGCCCGCCGCCAUGGGAGACAUGAAGACCCCUGAUUUUGACGACCUCCUUGCCGCCUUUGACAUCCCCGACAUUGAUGCAAACGAAGCCAUCCACUCUGGGCCAGAAGAUAACGAGGGGCCAGGAGGCUCGGGGAAGUCAGAGCCCAGUGUAGAGGGUGACCCUGGAGAGGCAACAGCAGCAGCUGCCGGGGAUGGCCCUGGAGUUCCAGGCCAGGCCUCUGACCAUGGCCUGCCACCAGCAGACAUCUCAGCGGUCAGUGUCAUUGUCAAGAACACUGUGUGUCCCGAGCAGCCCGAGUCCCUGGUUGGAAGUUCAGGAGGGGAAGGGGCCCGGGCUGGGGGGGUGACUAAGGAAGGACCUGUGGGGCCUCGUCUGAUGCAAAAUGGUUUUGGGGGCCCUGAGCCAUCCCUUCCAGGAACCCCCCACUCUCCAGCUUCUCCCAGUGGGGGUACCUGGAAAGAAAAAGCCAUGGAAGGCAAAGCUCCCUUGGACCUCUUCGCCCAUUUUGGGCCUGAGCCAGAGGAGCAUCCCGACCCCCUGCCUCCCUCUGCGCCCUCCCCGCCUCGGGAGGGAGCCAUGACCCCACCUGCUUUCCCCUCCCCCUUUGAGCUGGCCCGGGAGAACGGCGCAGCCCUGCUGCCACCCGGUCCUCCCCCACCGCUGGGCGCCUUGAAGCAGGGUAGCUGCAGCCCCGUUCACCCCCAGGGCCCCGUUCGGCCAUGCUCAGGCUCUAGCCCUGAGGCCGCGGGCAUCCCUGCCAGCACCUCGCCUCCCCGGGUUGCUGGGGUAUCCUUCUUCAAACAGUCUCCAGGGCACCAGAGCCCUGUUGCCUCCCCCAAAGUGCCCAGCUGUCAGCCCCUAAAGGAAGAAGAGGACGAAGGGCCGGUGGACAAGUCUCCCCCAGGAAGUCCCCAGAGUCCCUCUAGUGGAGCCGAGGCUGCCGACGAGGACAGCAAUGACUCCCCUGCCUCCUCCAGCUCCUCUCGGCCCCUCAAGGUGCGCAUCAAGACCAUUAAAACGUCCUGCGGGAACAUCACCAGGACUGUAACCCGGGUCCCCUCAGACCCUGAACCCCCCGCCCCCUUGGCCGAGGGGACCUUCCUGGCUGAGGCCAGCCUCCUAAAGCUGUCCCCCGCAGCCCCAGCCCCUGAGGCUCCAAAGGUGGUGAGCGUCCAGCUGGGUGACGGCACGAGGCUAAAGGGCACCGUGCUCCCUGUGGCCACCAUCCAGAAUGCCAGCACUGCCAUGCUGAUGGCAGCCAGCGUGGCCCGCAAAGCUGUGGUUCUGCCUGGGGGCACCGCGACCAGCCCUAAGACGAUGGCUAAGAACGUGCUGGGCCUGGUGCCCCAAGCCCUGCCCAAGGCUGAGGGGCGGGCAGGGCUGGGGACCGGGGGACAAAAGGUGAACGGCGCCUCAGUGGUGAUGGUGCAGCCUUCCAAGCCGGCCAGCACGCCAGUUGCCGGGGCCGGCACAGUGAUCUCGCGGACGCAGUCCAGUCUGGUGGAGGCCUUCAACAAGAUCCUGAACAGCAAGAACCUGCUGCCCGCCUACCGGCCCAACCUCAGCCCCCCGGCGGAGGCCGGCCUGGCCCUGCCUCCGACGGGCUACCGCUGCCUGGAGUGUGGGGACGCCUUCUCCCUGGAGAAGAGUCUGGCACGGCACUAUGACCGCAGGAGCAUGCGCAUCGAGGUCACCUGCAACCACUGCGCCCGCCGCCUGGUCUUCUUCAACAAGUGCAGCCUGCUGCUGCAUGCCCGGGAGCACAAGGACAAGGGGCUUGUCAUGCAGUGCUCACACCUGGUCAUGCGGCCCGUGGCCCUGGACCAGAUGGUGGGGCAGCCGGACAUCACGCCCCUGCUGGCUGUCCCCCCUGCCCUUGGACCUCCGGCCUUGCCCGCCUUGGGCAAGGGUGACGGGGCCAUCACCUCCCCCGCCAUCACUACAGUCGCUGCUGAGGCCCCUGUGCUGCCGUUGUCAGCCGAGCCGCCUGCUGCCCCUGCCACCUCCACGUACACGUGCUUUCGCUGCCUGGAGUGCAAGGAGCAGUGCCGGGACAAGGCUGGCAUGGCCGCCCACUUCCAGCAGCUCGGGCCUCCCGGCCCUGGAGUCUCUAGCAAUGUGUGCCCAACCUGCCCCAUGAUGCUCCCCAACCGCUGCAGCUUCAGCGCCCACCAGCGCAUGCACAGGAACCGGCCCCCCCAUGUCUGCCCCGAGUGCGGGGGCAACUUCCUACAAGCCAACUUCCAGACCCACCUCCGGGAAGCCUGCCUGCACUUCUCUCGUCGUGUGGGAUACAGGUGCCCUAGCUGUGCGGUGGUGUUUGGGGGUGUGAACUCCAUCAAGUCCCACAUCCAGACGUCUCACUGCGAGGUUUUCCACAAGUGCCCCAUCUGCCCCAUGGCCUUCAAGUCUGCACCCAGUGCCCACGCCCACCUCUACACGCAGCACCCCAGCUUCCACACGCAGCAGGCCAAGAUGAUUUACAAGUGUGCCAUGUGCGACACGGUCUUCACGCACAAGCCCCUCCUCUCCUCACACUUCGACCAGCACUUGCUGCCCCAGCGUGUCAGCGUCUUCAAGUGCCCAUCUUGUCCUCUGCUUUUUGCCCAAAAAAAGACCAUGCUGGAACAUCUCAAGAACACCCAUCAGUCUGGGCGCUUGGGGGAGGAGCCUCCUGCGAAAGGGGCCGGAGGUGCCCUUCUGACCCCCAAGACUGAGCCUGAGGAGCUGGCUGUGUCUCGGGGAGGAGCAGCACCCCCCACGGAGGAAUCGUCCUCAUCCUCAGAAGAGGAGGAACUCCCCAGCUCCCCGGAGCCCCCUCGUCCAAGCAAACGGCCUCGGCGGGACCUGGGCAGCAAAGGCACCAAGGGUGGGGGUGGGGGCCCUGGAGGCUGGACCUGUGGCCUCUGUCACUCCUGGUUCCCUGAGCGUGACGAAUAUGUGGCUCACAUGAAGAAGGAGCAUAGCAAGUCAGUGAAAAAGUUUCCCUGUCGCCUGUGUGAGCGCUCCUUCUGCUCCGCCCCCAGCCUGAGGCGCCACGUCAGGGUCAACCAUGAGGGUAUCAAGCGAGUUUACCCAUGCAGGUAUUGCACAGAGGGAAAACGCACCUUCAGCAGCCGCCUGAUCCUGGAGAAACACGUCCAGGUCCGGCACGGCCUGCCGCUCGGGGCCCAGUCCCCUGGCCGCGGGAGUAUUGUGGUUCGGGGUCCAGGUGCCAGAGCCCAGGGACCAGGACGGAAGCGCCGCCAGUCCUCUGACUCGUGCAGUGAGGAGCCUGACAGCACAACACCUCCGGCCAAGCCCCCCAGGGCUGGACCCGGGUCUGGAGGCCCCCUGCGCCACCGGGGUGGCGGCUCGGUGGAGCAGAGCCUCAUGGUGGGGUUGAGGGUGGAUGGCGGGACCCAGCAGUGCCUGGACUGUGGCUUGUGCUUUGCCUCCCCUGGCUCCCUGAGCCGGCACCGCUUCAUUAGCCACAAGAAGAAACGGGGUGUGGGUAGUGCCAGUGCCCUGGGCUUGGGGGAUGGGGAGGAAGAGGCACCCCCUCCAUCGAGAUCUGACCCAGAGGGUGGAGAUUCACCCUUGCCUAUUUCGGGAGGCCCACUGACCUGUAAGGUCUGUGGCAAGAGCUGUGACAGCCCUCUUAACCUCAAGACCCAUUUCCGCACACAUGGCAUGGCGUUCAUCAGGGCUCGGCAAGGAGGCAGUGGGGACAACUAGGCCCCGGACCUGGACUGAUCGGCCGCCUCCCUCUUCCCUGGGAGCCUGGGCCAACUGCUGCUGCCUGGUCUCCAGGCCGGGAGUUCGUUCUAAUUCACGUUUUGUUCGACUCCUCUCCUCUUAACCCCCAGACAACAAACUUGAGCAUUAUAGUUAUUUGCAGUCCCCACUUUGGGUUUGACCCUUGGGUCCUAGUAGAGUGGGCCCUCCAUUCCUCCUUUCUUAGCCCAACACUAAUUAUGCUCCUGCUGCAGACCCCCGUGUGGGGCUGGGGGUGGGAGGCCGGGUCCAGGGAAGGACCAAUGCUGGGGCAGUCGGGACACGCUCCCAACCCCUGCAGGCAGACUCGGGCCUGGCCCUGCCCUGGCACCACCCCUCGUUCCCUGGCACUCCAGCCCCCUGCCCCUGCAGUGCCUUUCACGUGUCUUUUUUUUUUUUUUCCACAGAAUUCGGGGGUGGGGUGGGGGGGUUGGUAGGGACGAGUCCUGUCAAGGGGGACCCAGGGAGAGGAGGGGACAGGCUCUCAGGAAACCUUUAUUCUUGUAGUGAUACUAACGGGGAAAUGGGAGAGAGAAAACCAGACCAUUAAAACUGCUCGUGGUUUAAUUCC